Messenger RNA from Amphiprion ocellaris (clown anemonefish), 3313 nucleotides. Its product is annotated as BTB/POZ domain-containing protein KCTD9-like. Gene Ontology annotation, biological process: protein homooligomerization. The record is from RefSeq and is a predicted model, not a curated record. The coding region runs from base 114 to 1280 and encodes 388 amino acids. The transcript has 12 exons. NCBI's taxonomy places the organism in Eukaryota, Metazoa, Chordata, Actinopteri, Pomacentridae. Gene Ontology annotation, molecular function: protein binding.
UGAGCGGCGUCCGGAGGGAAGAAGCAGGAAGAGAGACGGUUGCAGCCGAACAACAGAGCUUCUCUGAUGGGUGAAAGUCGGAGCAGGAGCCGCUCCGGUUGAUCCACGGAGCCAUGAGGAGAGUCACGCUGUUCGUUAACGGGAGCUCCACCAACGGGAAGGUGGUCGCCGUGUUCGGUUCCCUGGAGGACCUCCUGACCGCCGCCAGCUCCAAACUGGGAAUCAGAGCUUCCGGUGUUUAUAACGGGAACGGAGGCCUCAUAGAUGACGUAGCACUGAUCAGAGACGAUGACGUUCUUUACAUAUCAGACGGAGAUUCAUCUGAAGAUGUUCAGGACGAGCUCAUUGGUCCAGCCAGGUGUCAAACUCACACUGAUUGGUUGACGCUGAAUGUAGGCGGGCGCUGCUUCACCACCACCAGGAGCACGUUGGUCAGUAAAGAGCCUGAGAGCAUGUUGGCCCACAUGUUCAGAGAGAAAGAUGUUUGGGGGAACAAGCAGGACUCUCAGGGGGCGUAUCUGAUCGAUCGCAGCCCCGACUACUUCGAACCGAUUCUCAACUACCUGAGACACGGUCAGCUGAUCAUCAACGAGGGCAUCAAUCCUCUGGGUGUUCUGGAAGAAGCUCGGUUCUUUGGUAUUGAACAGCUGGCUGAACAGCUGGAGACGCUCAUAAAGUCGUCUCAGCCUCCUGAGGAUCAUUCACCUCUGAGCCGGAAAGAAUUCAUCAGAUUCCUGCUGGCGACGACCACCAAGUCAGAGUUACGCUGUCAGGGUCUGAACUUCACCGGAGCUGAUCUAUCUCGUCUGGAUCUUCGCUACAUCAACUUCAAGAUGGCCAACCUGAGAGGAGCUAAUCUGAGCCACGCUAACCUGAGCGGAGCUAAUCUGGAGAGAGCCGACCUGUCCAUGGCCUGUCUGGACUCGGCGAACCUUCAGGGAGUGAAGAUGUUGUGCACCAACGCUGAAGGAGCGUCACUCAGAGGAUGUAACUUUGAAGAUCCGGCUGGAAUCAAAGCAAACCUGGAAGGAGCGAACCUGAAGAACGUGGACAUGGAGGGAAGUCAGAUGACAGGAAUCAACCUGAGAGUCGCCACGCUGAAGAACGCCAAACUGAAGAACUGCAACCUGAGAGGAGCGACGCUGGCCGGAACCGACCUGGAGAACUGCGACUUGUCCGGCUGCGACCUCCAGGAAGCGAACCUCCGAGGCUCCAAUGUGAAGGGAGCCAUCUUUGAGGAGAUGCUAACUCCUCUGCACAUGUCUCAGAGCGUUCGGUGAAAGUCCGUCUUCCAUUUUACCGCUUUAAACCACAACAAUCGCUCCGAUGAACGAACACCAAAUCUUUCUUUAUGUCGCUCUGGACCCGCAGGUUUCUGAGUUUCCUUCUUUAUUCCACCAUUUUUAAACCACAUCUGUGUCUUUUGGAGGUCUGUGCAGCAGCGAUGAUGAUGCCUUCUGGGCCGAUGAAUGUAGUUUUAGAUGUUUUUUAACGUGUCGUAUGUGUUUGACGCAGGCUUGUGACAUUCAUAAGCCUUCAAACCGCUUUAAAGUUGCUUCAGAUACAUUUUUAUUAAAUGUAGCGUUUGGGGAAAUGAAUUCUUUUACAUUUUAUAGCCUUUUAGUUUCUGCAACUCAAAUACAUUUAGAAUAAAUGUAAAAGUGAAAUGAUGUUUCAUAGAAUGUGAAAUGAGUCUGGUCUGAGUUAGAACCAGUUUUACCUCCAUCCUGUUACCUCUGACAGUUAGACGUUCGUUCUGCUUGAUUUCAGCCUCAUUUGAUUCACAUUAAUGUGUCUCUGUGGUCAGAACCGGUCUGGACUCUAAACCUCCAUUAUAGAAACAAAACAGCAUUUAAAGAGGUGGACUGGUGUCCUAACACUGGCCAAAACCAGUUAAAAACCAGGUCUGAAACUAAAAUUAAAACCGUUAUAAAACCAAGCCCAAAACCAGUCUUAACCUAGUUCAAAAUCAAGUUCACAAUCAUUUGAAAUCCAGUCUUAAACCAGUCCAGAACCAAGCCCAGUACGAGUCCAAUUACAGUGUAAAACCAGGUCCAAAACAAGGUCCAAAACUAGUCCAAUUUACAGUCCAAAACCAAUUAAACUGUCCAAAUACAGGUCCUGAACUAGUCCAAAACCGAGUCCAAAUUCAGUCUAAAACCAGUUAAAAAACAGUCCAAAACAAGGUCCAAAGCUAGUCCAAUUGCAAUCUAAAACCGAGUCCACAACCAAUUAAAAACCAAUACAAAUACAGGUUCUAAACUUGUCCAAAACCAAGACCAAAACACAUUCAAAACCAGUUAAAAACCAGUCCAGUCUCAAACCAGUCCAAUUGCGGUUUAAAACCAAGUCUGUAACCAAUCCAAUUACAGUCCAAAAUCAGGUCCAAAACCAGUUCAAAACCAGACCAAAUACAGGUCCUGAAGUAGUCUAAAACCCAGUCCGAAUUCAGUCUAAAACCAGUAGAAAUCAGUGUAAAACCAAAUCCAAAACCAAGACCAAAACACGUCCAAAACAAAUCUUAAAUUAGUUCAAAACCAAAUCUAGAACUAGACCCAGAAUAAGUCUAACAAACAUCUAAAACCCAGUCCAGACCUAGGCUAUAACCAGUCCAAGACCAAUACCAAUCCAGUCUAAAACCAAGCCUAGAACCAGUCUAAAAUGAGUCCAAGAUCAGUCUUAAACUAGUCCAGAACAAAGCCAAAUACCAGUCUGAAACCAAUCAAAAAGCAAUAUACAACCAGGUCCAAAACCAGUUAAAAACCAGUCUAAAUAUUGUCUAAAACCAAAUUCUAGGCCAGUCGAAACCAGUCUUAAACCAAUCAAACAGCAAUGUACUACCAAGUCCAAAACCAGUCUAAAUACAGUCUAAAACCCAGUUUUACACUAAUCCAAAGCCAAAACCAGUCUAAAAUGAGUCUAAACCUGGUCUUAAACUAGUCCAGAACCAACUCUGAGUCCAGUCUAAACUGGUUUAUCUGAAGGUUCAAUUUAAAGUAGAGACUCAUUAAUUAACAUAAGACUGAAAUGAACCAGAAUUAACUUUUAAUAAUUAAACAUUUAAAGCAGAAACAUUUUGCACAUUGUUUCAUUGUGAACAGAAAAAGUGAAAAAAAUUAUUACAGCAGAUCAACAGGUUUAUGUUCUUCCUUUCUAACCAGACGGUGUUGUUUCCGUACCGACAGAUAAUCGUAUAUUUUAGUAAAAGUCUGAUCCUGCUGAUGAGUAAAGUUUAUAUUCAGUGAUUCUCUGCACGUUACUGUAAACUGUCUGUUUCUGCUGCAACAUCAUGUUGAAUAAAUUUUUUUUCUUA